Molecule: messenger RNA, 552 nt
Organism: Lolium perenne
Lineage: Eukaryota; Viridiplantae; Streptophyta; Magnoliopsida; Poales; Poaceae
Source: RefSeq, a predicted model, not a curated record
AUGCCUUCGCGCCGCCGCUCCGCCUCCGGCUACCACGGCGUUCGGGCGCGGCCGAGCGGCCGCUUCGACGCGGAAAUCCGCUCCACCGACGAGCGGAUCCGCCUCAGCACGUUCGAUACGGCACACGAGGCAGCGCGGGCGUACGACGCCGUCGCCUGGCGCCUCGGCCGCUCCCGCCAGACCAUGAAUUUUCAUGACGUCUGGACACGGGAGCAGCUGGCGCCCCCGUCGCCGGUCAUCACGUGCGAGCAGCAGCGCCGCCAACGCGAGCUGGAGCAGUGCCUCCUCAUCGCCGAGCGCGACGAGGCCCUCCGCCUCGAGUGGGCGCGCCAAUUCCCCGAGGACGUCGCUGCCACGGAAGCUUUCUACGCGCAGAAGGAGGAAGAGAAGGCGGCGGUGAAGGCGAAGAAGAAAGCCAGCCGCGAGAAGCGCCGCGCCGAGUCCGCAGCGAGGAAGGCGGCAAGGACCGAGAAGGCGGCGAGGAAGGAGGAGGAAAAGAAGAACGAAUGCAUUUGGGUCCGUGUAAAUAUAGAAACCAAACUUGAAACUUGA